Molecule: messenger RNA, 2196 nt
Organism: Rhodamnia argentea
Lineage: Eukaryota; Viridiplantae; Streptophyta; Magnoliopsida; Myrtales; Myrtaceae
Product: gibberellin 3-beta-dioxygenase 1-like
Exons: 2
Coding region: 876-1979 (367 amino acids)
Biological process (GO): response to light stimulus; gibberellin biosynthetic process
Molecular function (GO): gibberellin 3-beta-dioxygenase activity
Source: RefSeq, a predicted model, not a curated record
GGACAUCUAGGACAAUCAAACACUAAUGUAAUCUCAGAGUGCACUGAGGCUUUAUUGCUUUUCAUGGAAAUGAUCGAAUAUACGUGAAGAUAUAAAUGGGAGCACUAACUGGUGGACAGACCAGAAUGCCCUUCCUUGCCAAUCUCUAGACUAGAACAAGUUGAGAACAACUGAUCAAAGACCUGACUUACCAUGUCCUUGUCAGACUCAUGGAAACAGAGCAGUACCAAGAAUAAGCUGCAAGCGAAUGUUGUGCACCUCCAUGAAGGAACUCAUUCAGUUUAAACAGGUCAAGUUGAGGACAAGAAUCUCUAUAAACCUCAAAGCCAAUUUCACAGACUUCAAAAGGGCAAGUGGAAGGGCAAUUUGAAGUUAUAUCCAGGUCAUAGAAGGAAUUGUACUUUGGUGGAAAAGGUCGAUCACGACGAAAAUGGGGGUGGAUAUUGAUGUGCAUGUGUUCCUACUUGAGGACAAAACAAAUGCACAUGGAGAGAGAGAGAGAGAGACUCCCUUCCAUGGAAGCUCUGUGGCUUGGGAAGUUAAGAUGCCUUUCCUUUCCUUCAGUUAUAUUGUUUGUAAAGGACAACGACUGUCCUCACCAUUUUUGUUCUUUCUAUUGUCCAAUGUGAAAUGCUCACUUUUGUUUCAUUUCUUGUCUCCUUCCAAUUAAUGCCAUAGCCCCAGCACCACGCAGCACUGAGAAACCAGAGCUCCAUCAUCUCUAUAUAAACUUAGUACUAUACCAUUUCAUAUCGAAUAACAAUUACGUUCACUUUACUCUGUCCAUUUGUAAACUGUAUCUCAACCGAAAACCCGACAUCCAACACACACCCUGUUUCUCCGCAAGCACUCUGCCCUGUUUCCCUCUCCCCACUAUGCCUUCCAGGCUCUCAGAUACCUUCAGAGCGUACCCUGUCGAACCCCAUCAUAAACAAGUCGACUUUAGUUCAGUGAAAGAAUUGCCGGACUCGUAUGCAUGGACAGAACUUGAUGAGUACCCUUCUUCUCACUGUCCUAGCAAAGAGACUUUGCCGGUCGUCGAUCUCAAUGACCCGAAUGCCCUAAAGCUAAUAGGCCAUGCAUGCAAAAGUUGGGGCGUGUUUCAAGUCACGAACCAUGGCAUACCAGAGGAACUUCUUCACGAUGUCAAGUGCGCUGCCAAGAACCUUUUCUCUCUGCCGGUGCCGCAAAAGCUCAAGGCAUCUCGUUCCCCAGAAGGCAUCUCGGGUUAUGGAGUCGCACGGAUUUCUACCUUUUUCCCUAAGCAAAUGUGGUCUGAAGGUUUCACCAUUAUGGGGUCACCAAUGGAACAUGCUCGGCAACUUUGGCCCCAGGGUUACAGCCUAUUCUGUGAUGUGAUUGAACAGUACCAGCAAGAGAUGAAGCAGCUAGCAGGAAGGUUGAUGUGGCUUAUGCUUGGCUCUUUGGGGUUGACAAAGGAAGACAUCAAAUGGAGCGGCCCAAAAGGAGAAUUCACAGGUGCAGUUGCUGCUUUGCAAUUGAAUUCUUACCCUGCUUGCCCGGACCCAGACAGGGCGAUGGGUCUUGCUGCUCACACAGACUCCACGCUCCUCACAAUUCUUUAUCAAAAUAACACAAGUGGCUUGCAAGUGCUUAAAGAGGGCAGUGGAUGGAUCACAGUACCUCCACUUUCCGGUGCACUUGUCGUUAAUGUGGGGGACCUCUUUCACAUACUAUCAAAUGGCUUAUACCCGAGUGUCCUCCAUCGAGCAAUGGUUAACCGAGCAGAGCACCGGUUAUCAGUCGCGUAUCUAUAUGGACCCCCGAGUUGGGUUCAAGUCUCGCCUCUACCAGAACUAAUAGACUCUAAUCAUCCUCCACUUUACAAGCCAGUGACUUGGAGCGAGUACCUUGGGACCAAGGCAAAACAUUUCAACAAAGCACUGUCAUUAGUUCGGCUAUGUGCUCUUGUAAACGGACUACCUGAUGUAAGUGAUGGUACCGUGAAAGUCCGCUAAAUUUUUCUCUAGCUAUUGCACCUCGAAGUGUGUAUUGGUCGGCAAAAUCAGAGGAAAUGAAUUCCUGAGGAUUCUAGUGUGUAAGUUAAACGACGAACCGGAUGAGCUCCCAUGAGAAUGACCCCAAGGAAUGAGAAAUUGUGUCGAAUCAUAAAAGCGAGAUGCAAACAAAAAGACAGCUUUUUUGUCCAUUUGAAUAUUCAGGUCAAGGAACAAA